AACACAACGCUAGAACCAUCCACAUGGCACUCAUCAACAAAUUCUGGAUUCUCUCCAUCCUUCUCUUCCUCAUCGCUUCCCCACUCCUCCAAGUUGUUAGGUGUCAGUCAGAUGAAGCUACAGAGAAUGCUGGUGAAGUGAGUGACAUUGGAAUUGUUGGUGAUGAAACUGAUGAUGCUCAAGACUUUGCGGAUGGAGGCUUUCCUUCUGCUCCGGGAGUUGAUACCAUCUGUGUCUUCCCUAAGAAUAUUGCAAGAUUGGUAAAAGGUGGUGAAGAGGCAGAGCUGCUUGUUGGUCUAAAAAAAAAUGGGCAGUCAAGUUUGAAUGUCGUUGCUAUUAAGGCUAGUGUUCAUCUUCCAUUUGAUCGUCAUCUUCUUGUUCAAAACCUUGUUGUUCAGGUUUUCAACUAUGGCUCUGUGCCAUCAUCAGCUCAGGCUAGUUUCCCAUAUAUAUUUUCUGUCAGCAAGUUCUUGCAGCCUGGACCGUUUGAUCUUGUGGGCACCAUUGUCUAUGAGAUGGACCAACACCCAUACCAAAACACAUUCUAUAAUGGAACAAUUGAAGUUGUUAAGCCUGGUGUUUUAUUCAGCAUGGAAUCUGUUUUUCUUUUUACUCUUGGAACUGCACUUCUUGUCCUACUUGGGCUAUGGAUUAAUGGUCGAAUACAGAACCUUAAGAAACCAGAACUCCUCCAUCUGCCGGAAGAACAACCGUGA
Molecule: messenger RNA, 716 nt
Organism: Lathyrus oleraceus (garden pea)
Lineage: Eukaryota; Viridiplantae; Streptophyta; Magnoliopsida; Fabales; Fabaceae
Product: translocon-associated protein subunit alpha
Exons: 1
Coding region: 24-716 (230 amino acids)
Cellular component (GO): endoplasmic reticulum
Source: RefSeq, a predicted model, not a curated record